AACGAGUGCCCCUUUGAAGGCGGGGGUUGGCAUUCUUUUCUCUUCAUUUAAGAAUCCACGACAAUCCAAGAAAAUUUAAAUCCCAUCUUCCCAAUUCAGGAAACCCCCUCUUCUUUCUGGGUUUCCUCUGGAUAAUCCGAGAAGAAAAGAACAAAAUUUGUCUUCCAAUUCUCCUGGAGAUGGAGGCCUCUUCAGCCAAUGAACGCCUUCAUUUUGGGAAGAUGGGAUAUGGAUGCCAACAUUAUAGGAGGAGAUGUAAGAUUCGAGCUCCCUGUUGCAACGAGGUUUUUUGGUGUCGCCAUUGCCACAAUGAGGCUUCGAGCAUGUUAAAGAACCCCAUGGACAGGCACGAGAUUGUUCGCCAAGACGUUAAACAAGUUAUUUGUUCGGUUUGUGACACAGAGCAGCCGGUCGCUCAACUUUGUUCAAAUUGUGGUGUCAACAUGGGAGAAUAUUUCUGUGCAAUUUGCAUGUUCUUUGAUGAUGAUACCGAGAAGGAGCACUUUCAUUGCCAUGAUUGUGGGAUCUGCAGAGUCGGAGGUCGUGAUAACUUUUUUCAUUGCAAAAAGUGCGGGUCUUGCUAUGCCAUUGCGUUGCGAGAUAAUCAUUUGUGCGUGGAGAACUCGAUGCGGCAUCAUUGCCCCAUAUGUUAUGAGUACCUAUUCGAUUCGUUGAAAGAUACGACUGUGAUGAAAUGCGGUCACACGAUGCACUGCGAAUGUUACGAUGAGAUGAUAAAGCGAAACAAAUAUUGUUGUCCUAUAUGCUCGAAGUCAGUGAUCGAUAUGUCUAGAACCUGGAAGAGGAUAGACGAAGAGAUUGAAGCAACUGUAAUGCCAGAGGACUACCGGCACAAGAAGGUUUGGAUCCUAUGCAAUGACUGCAAUGACACUACAGAAGUUUACUUCCACAUAAUAGGGCAGAAAUGCAGUCAUUGUAAAUCAUAUAACACACGCACAAUCGCCCCUCCCAUACUUCCUCACUGAGAAGAUCACGAGCGAGGAACCAAAGAAGUGAGCUCGAGGCAUCUAAGGUUUGGGCCUCUACUCAUUAACGGGAAGACAAAUUCUUGAUUACAUGUUACAAUCAUUUAAACUUGUGUUCAUCAUUGGAUUGAUUACUGUACCACAAUAGUAUAUGAUUCAUAUGGCACUGGCAUUUUUAUAUCUUACGAAUUUCUUUCUCCCAUUUCGGAGUUUUAGAAAAAGAAUGCAAUGGUCGAUUGUUUCAUUGAUAA
Gossypium raimondii (Peruvian cotton) is the source of this 1237-nucleotide messenger RNA. Its product is annotated as E3 ubiquitin-protein ligase MIEL1. The record is from RefSeq and is a predicted model, not a curated record. Gene Ontology annotation, cellular component: nucleus. Gene Ontology annotation, molecular function: zinc ion binding; ubiquitin protein ligase activity. Gene Ontology annotation, biological process: protein ubiquitination; ubiquitin-dependent protein catabolic process. The transcript has 12 exons. Lineage: Eukaryota; Viridiplantae; Streptophyta; Magnoliopsida; Malvales; Malvaceae. Bases 180 to 986 code for a protein of 268 amino acids.